Trametes versicolor FP-101664 SS1 is the source of this 273-nucleotide messenger RNA. RefSeq lists its product as uncharacterized. NCBI's taxonomy places the organism in Eukaryota, Fungi, Basidiomycota, Agaricomycetes, Polyporales, Polyporaceae. Gene Ontology annotation, cellular component: fungal-type cell wall. Gene Ontology annotation, molecular function: structural constituent of cell wall. The record is from RefSeq and is a predicted model, not a curated record. The annotation marks the transcript as partial. The transcript has 3 exons.
ACCGGCAUCCCCGCUGGGGAGUGUAACACAGGCUCUAUCCAGUGUUGCGACCAGGUCCAGGACUCGAAGUCGGAGCACAUGAGCAACAUCAUCUCGUCGCUGGGGAUUCUCCCGGAGAGUGCCACCGGCCUGGCGGGCACGUCGUGCUCACCCAUCAACAUCCUUGCGCUUGGAGGCGGUGAGAGCUGUGACCAGACCCCGGUUUGUUGCAACAACAACACUUACCAGGGCCUGAUCAACAUCGGCUGUGUGCCGAUCAUCCUCAAGCUUUGA